Clunio marinus is the source of this 2257-nucleotide messenger RNA. NCBI's taxonomy places the organism in Eukaryota, Metazoa, Arthropoda, Insecta, Diptera, Chironomidae. The record is from the annotation of a GenBank genome assembly.
CAAAAUAUUUUGAGACAGUACCUAAUUCUUAAAAUUCAUAAAUAAUUUAAAGAGAGAAAUAAAAAAGUAUAAAAUAUUUAAAUUUUUUAAAUAAAAUUCCUCAAUAAGCUACAUUCAAGGAAAGAACAAAAAGUGAUGCAGCUUCACAACAAUGAGAAAAAAAGAAAAAUAAAAUUAACGUUACGCAGGUUAUAUUCUGUUUACAUUAUUUUAAUUUGUUUCUAUAGGAGGAUAAUCUUUCUUGAAUGUCGGAUUCUAAAGAAGCUGUUACUGAAAAGAAAGGGCGUGGGAGUCCUUCAAACUCUGAUAAGAAAGACACGAAUGAGAGAAAAAGAAAUGCAGAAGCCGAUAAAAAUUAUUCUCCACCAGCUAAGAAAGGUCGGGGAAGACCCAAAGGAUCAACCAAAAAAUCUAAAAUCAAAAAACCUGACCCAAUGCCCAAAGCACCUCGCAAAGCUAAAAAUGUGUCAAGUUCAGAAUCAGACGAAAAAAACUUAAUUAAUAAAACUUGUUCUAAAAUGAAACUUAGUUCAGGUUUAAUUGUGAUUUUAGGCUUUAUUGCCUUAGCAAAUUGUGAAGUUUUCUUCGAAGAAAAGUUCUUAGAUGACUCAUGGGAGAAAAACUGGGUGUAUUCGAAACACGAGGGCAAAGAAUUUGGUCAGUUUGUAAGAACUGCUGGUAAAUUCUUCAACGACGAAGAGCAAGAUAAAGGUCUUCAAACGUCACAAGAUGCUCGCUUUUAUGCCCUUUCAACAAAAUUCACUCCUUUUUCAAACAAAGAUAAGCCACUUGUGAUUCAAUUCAGUGUUAAACAUGAACAGAAUAUCGAUUGUGGUGGUGGAUAUCUCAAGGUCUUCGAUUGUUCAUUAGAGCAAACAGACAUGCAUGGUGAAUCGCCAUAUCUGAUUAUGUUUGGACCUGAUAUCUGCGGACCAGGUACAAAGAAGGUUCAUGUCAUAUUCAGUUACAAAGGAAAGAAUCAUUUGAUAAACAAAGAGAUUCGUUGCAAAGAUGACGUUUUCACUCACUUCUACACAUUGAUUGUACAACCUGACAAUACCUAUGAAGUGUUGAUUGAUAAUGAGAAAGUUGAAUCAGGAUCAUUGGAAGACGAUUGGGAUUUCUUGCCACCAAAGAAAAUUAAGGAUCCAGAAGCAAAGAAACCAGAAGAUUGGGACGAACGUGCAACAAUUCCAGACCCAGAUGAUAAGAAACCAGAAGAUUGGGACAAACCAGAACACAUUCCAGAUCCAGAUGCCACAAAACCUGAUGAUUGGGAUGAUGAGAUGGAUGGUGAAUGGGAGCCUCCACAGAUUGAUAAUCCUGACUUCAAGGGUGAAUGGAAACCAAAGCAAAUUGAUAAUCCAGCAUACAAAGGAAUCUGGAAGCAUCCAGAAAUUGACAAUCCUGAAUACACAGCUGAUGAGAACAUUUACCUUCGUGAAGAGGUUUGCACAGUCGGUCUUGAUUUGUGGCAAGUGAAAUCUGGAACGAUUUUCGACAACAUUCUCUUCACUGAUGAUCCUGAAUAUGCUAAGACAGCAGCUGGUACCUUCAAAGCUACACAAGAAGGUGAAAAGAAAGUGAAAGAUGAACAGGAUGAAGAAGAAAGAAAGAAGGCUGAAGCUGAAGCAAAGACAGAAGAGAAGGACGAAGAUAAUGAAGAUUUAGACGAUGAAGAAGACACACCAGGAGAGGCAACAGAAGACGUCGGAGAUCACGACGAAUUGUAAAUUAUUCGAUCUUCAUAUGAGUUCCAAAACAACAACAAACUGAGCAACUAAUUUAUAAGAACCGAGUUUGAUUUAGAACUUAAAGACAAAUUGAAAAUAAUUCUCCCAUCGCACUGACAUCACAAUAAUGUGGGAGUUGUUAGGGUCAAAUAAUUCGUGGAAUAAUUUAGCAAUUUUUUUGUCGUACCUAGAAUCUUAUUUAAUGAAAAGUUUACGUUUAGAAAAUCUUUUCUAAAGCAAAAAGAAUUAAGAAUUUUCCAAACAAGUCAAAAGGAAAGAAUUUCUUUUUUUGUCGUCUUAAUCACGUUCGAUAAUUUUCCUCUCUUUCAUAUCGAACAUAUCGUGUGAAAAUGAAAUUUGAUCUUCUUAUUAAUAUCCAAAAAAUUUUUGUUUACAAUCAUCACAUUGGAGACAGAAAAGAUUUUUUGUGUUCUGUGAACUCCGUUACACGAAAUGAAUGAUGAAUUAAUCUUUUUAUAACGUGAAAUGCUGAAAAAUAAAAAAUAAACUAAAAAAAUCAAAGA